AUGGCACCUCGCCAGAUCACUGCCUUGCUGGCGAUGCCGGCAUCGCUUCGGCCCCUACUAUUCACAGCCCAGGUGCCUCCGCCGUCAUGGGCACAGAGCCGCGGGUUCCAUGCCACCGGCGCAUACGCCAGCCGUUACAUGAAGAAGCCUCUCACGGUCGGCGCCUUCACAAUACCGCAUAGUCCGACGCUGCCGCUCACAGACAUACCCAUCAAAGAGCUCCUCGAGUCACCCAUACCGAACGAGUCUAUCCAGGACCAACUCACUACCCUCUUCAUCAAGAACCCCGCCACCUUCUACCACGGAACUUCAGACUUCUACGAGCUCAAAAAGAACACCCGUAUACCCGAGAUAUGUAUCCUGGGCCGGUCCAACGUCGGCAAGUCUACCUUCGUCAAUGCGCUCGCCAACCGGAGAGACAAGGAGCUGGCGCAUACCAGCGCCCGGGCAGGGAGGACCAAGGCUAUGAAUGCCUUCGGCUUUGGGCCCGCGCCGCUGAUGAAGGACCUCGCCGAUACGGAUACCAAGACGAAGCGGACCGAGGACCUGCCGAAACAUACCUUCUUUGUCGUGGACAUGCCCGGGUACGGCCACAAGUCCCUGAAGGAAUGGGGCAAGCACAUCAGCCUCUACUUGAACAAGAGGCAAUCUGUCAAGGGCGCAGUCCUGCUGAUUGACGGCGAGGUUGGGCCCAAGGACGGCGAUCUCAUGGCGCUGGAACUGCUCCAGGAGGCGGGAGUUAGGACGGCUAUCGUCCUUACAAAAGCAGACAAGGCGAAACACGAGGAAAUGCUACGGGACACAUGCCGACGGAUGUGGAUGGCCAUGCGCGAUGUCAACAACAGGGACCUCAACAGCAAAUGGACUUGGGAGAAGGACUUCUUUGUCACGGCCCUGGGAGCCACCAAGAAAGAGAUAGGGGCAGACACGGUGUCUAUAGCGCGGCUGGCUGUCGCCCGGCUCGCCGGCCUUGUCCAAGAAAAGGAGAGGCCGGAAGCUGAGGCACCGAAGGGUUAUACCGGCAAGGUUGUCUCGUUUGAAGAUCUGCAGUUUGCGCCCAGUCCAACGCCAGCGGCGUCCGCUCCCACACCACCUACGAUUGCCUCAACCUCCUCGGGCUUCACGGAUCUAGAACGCGCGGCUAUGGAUCAGCACAAAGCCCGAAUGGCAUCCAGGAGCUCGCUUGACACUACGCCGAGCUGGGACUUGAAGCCCACCACCCGCAACCCGCAGCGCACGCAAACCCGAGCCCUGCACACUCUCCCCGGUGCCAACCGGCCCGAGGACCGUGAACUGCAGGGCCUCCUGAAAGAAUUCAUGUCAACCCUGAAGGUCAAACACACACCCAUGGACGAGGCAGCGCGUUCGCGCAACAUGUCGCACCGGGACCGCGAGCGCAAUGCCGCCGCCAAAGGUAAACCCCUGAAGCCCAAGAUCUGGGACCCGACCUUCGUGCCGCCCAACAAGGAGCAGCGCCAGCGCGCCAAGCGGCUCCGCCAGCGCCACGCCGAGCUGUACGACCGCCGGCUGGAGUUUGAGGAGCGCAGCGCGGCGCGGAAGGCCGAGAGGGCCGCGCAGAUGGAUGCUGAGCGCCGGGAGCGGGGCCGUGCGACCUGGGUCCGCCGCGACGCGGACGCCCCAUAUGGCGGCGAGACGGCGUCGGCGGGCUUCGGCGAGGGCGAGGGCGAGGGUGAGGAGGGCCCCGAGGACCCCGAAGAGCGCGAGAGGCGGCUCGCCGAGUCGUGGGACCAGAUCGAGGAGGCGCAGCGUACGCGACAGCUGCACGGGAAGAAGGCCAAGAAGGCCAAGAAGGAGGCGGAGAAAAAGAAGAAGGGCAAAGGCAGGAAGGGUGACGACGAUGGCGAUGAUGACGCUUUCGCGGCCCAAUUUGCCAAAGCCUUCUGA
Molecule: messenger RNA, 1905 nt
Organism: Neoarthrinium moseri
Lineage: Eukaryota; Fungi; Ascomycota; Sordariomycetes; Amphisphaeriales; Apiosporaceae
Exons: 1
Coding region: 1-1905 (634 amino acids)
Cellular component (GO): mitochondrion
Molecular function (GO): GTP binding
Source: RefSeq, a predicted model, not a curated record